Daphnia pulex (common water flea) is the source of this 1583-nucleotide messenger RNA. RefSeq lists its product as uncharacterized. The transcript has 6 exons. NCBI's taxonomy places the organism in Eukaryota, Metazoa, Arthropoda, Branchiopoda, Diplostraca, Daphniidae. Bases 42 to 1463 code for a protein of 473 amino acids. Gene Ontology annotation, molecular function: protein binding; extracellular matrix structural constituent. The record is from RefSeq and is a predicted model, not a curated record.
CCAAUGCCAAAACACCACACAUUUGGUAAUUAAUCACGACAAUGGCCAAGUCAUCACUGCACGUCAAGACACUCGUCUUCUUCAGCGCUUUCCUAUUGAGCGUGACAACAGGCCAACAUCCAGACCACUUGCUGUCUACGAAAGGCGACACCAAUCUCCGUUUAGACUACGAAACUUUAAAAACUGAAUUCAAUGACCAGUUUAACCGCCUGAGAGAGGAAGUCCUGCAGCUAAAAACCAAACUCCACCAAAAGGAAAUGCAGGAAAUGUUACCGGUAUUAAAGUCGGGCUCGAAAGGUGUAAUGCCGAGAUCUUGUCACGAGGUCCGUAUGGCCGACCCUUCAUUGCCCACUGACGUUUACUGGAUCGAUCCCGACGGACAAGAUGUUGGAGACGAUCCCAUCCAGGUGAACUGCGACAUGUCCACAGGAAUGACAAUAAUUGGACACGACGCAGAAGCAGCGAUUAACGUUAGCCAUUGCACGGAACCCGGAUGCUAUACCAGACCAAUCGUGUACGAAGCAUCACUCAGACAAAUUGCAGCUCUGGCACAAAUUUCUGUAGAUUGCCGGCAGUCAAUUAAGUACGAGUGUUACUCGGCCCCACUCCAGUACGAUGGAAUCCAAUAUUCCUGGUGGAACGACCGCAACGGUGUAGAGCAAUAUUUCUGGCACGGUAACGAUAACUCCACUCACACGUGCCUGUGCGGAAUCGGCAAAACGUGUGUCGAUCCUAGUAAAAACUGCAACUGUGACGCCAACGUACCCGUCAAUCUAGUCGACGAAGGUGAAAUAACUGCGAAGGGAAGUUUGCCCAUCACACGUUUGAAUUUCGGACGAACGACCCCUGCAGCGUCAAGCGGUAUUCACACUUUGGGGAAAUUGAAAUGCAAAGGCCAAAAGUUGGUCGAAGGAAUGCCAACGUCUUGCGUCGAACUGUGGCAGAUCGGACAUGUCCUCAGCGGCUUAUACUUGAUCAAGGGCGUGUCUCAAGUGGAAACGGUUUAUUGCGACUUUAGCAAAAUGUCAACGGAAGCAGGAUACGAAACUUGGAUUGGCUACGCUGAUGUCAAAUCAUCUCCUGUUUAUUUCUAUGUACAGAAAAACGCGAAUUACGCAACUGCCAACACCGCCAUUCCAUUCGAGUUGACCAGAACUAAUGUGGGAAAUGCCAUGAACGCUUCAACAGGAGUUUUUACCACACCAAGACCGGGAAAAUAUUUUUUCACUUUUUCAGGAAUUAAUUAUGGAAGUUAUGCAGCUGUUGAGCUUCAGUUGAAUGGUGUUCAGAUAGGAGCUGGAUACAGCAAUGAGAUGCAUAAUACUUUUUCACACCAUGUUACUUUGCAACUUUCCAAAGGCGACCAGAUUAGAUUGGUCUUGAUAAGUGGAACAGUUUACGACGACAUUAGAUCUUAUACUAGCUUUGUAGGUUUGUUAGUAGAGGAAGAUGUCUUCGAAUAAUAAUGGCCGAGUUUUGACAUUUUUGCGUAGUAAUUUUUUAGAUGAUUAAUAUGACCUAAAAUUUUCAUUUCAAUUAUACAGUUCAUGCAAUUGACGAAUAAUAAAAUGAAUUACAACAUU